Messenger RNA from Necator americanus (New World hookworm), 573 nucleotides. RefSeq lists its product as uncharacterized. NCBI's taxonomy places the organism in Eukaryota, Metazoa, Nematoda, Chromadorea, Rhabditida, Ancylostomatidae. Bases 1 to 573 code for a protein of 190 amino acids. Gene Ontology annotation, biological process: olfactory behavior; response to odorant. The transcript is spliced from 5 exons. The record is from RefSeq and is a predicted model, not a curated record. Gene Ontology annotation, cellular component: axon; neuronal cell body.
AUGGUGCUCUUGGCGAUCAGCCAAGCUGCCGUGAUUCUUGCGAUUGGAGUGGCGGCGAGUUGGAAGGAUCAACAUCCACAACAACGGUACCGUAUACAUUCUUUGCGACUACCAUGUUACAGCUGUAUGAGUCCAUAUUUGGAGGAUCAUUACCCGUAUAUCUCACAUCUCUACCGUAAACCGUUGUCUUUCGACCCGCAUUGUGAUAGAAACAAUCUCGACCGAAGCUACCUGUUCGUGAAGAACUGCUCCGAUAUGUGUGUUACGCUACGAAUUAACGAUGUAGUAGGAGGACGACGGAGGCAUGGUUACGUUCGAGGAUGCUUGUCUGAUAUCCACGGAUAUAAUCACAGUUUAGUACGAGCUUUGAGUGAGCAUCCAGGUUGCCUAGACACCACGGCUCGUCAACUGUUUAUGCCGACAGCGUUACGACAAGAACUGGAACCGUCACGUUUAACAAUUUGCGGAUGUCAUGCGAAUCUUUGUAAUUCUUCAUCGCUACGGAUAUUUUCAUCCGUAACGAUCACGAUGUCGGUAUCCGUCGUCCUCAUUCUGUUCACUACCAUGAUCUAA